CUCCCACUCUGUUUUAGAAACCAUGAAAAGCCGUGAGUAUCAGCAGAUCGACCCGAAGGCGCUGCCGACGCCCACCCAGAGCCCCCCUCCUCACCAACACCAGGCUGUCGGCGAUGACGGGAGGAAGGACCCGAGGACACCCAAGAGAAAGUGGGAAGUUUUCCCCGGGAAGAACCGCUUCUUCUGCGAUGGGCGGAUUAUGAUGGCCCGUCAGAGUGGGGUCUUUCCCCUCACUCUGGGCCUUAUCCUCGUCACGAGCGGUUUAUUUUUCAUUUUUGACUGCCCGUUCCUGGUCAAACACCUGACCAGAUGUAUACCUGCUAUCGGAGGCGCCCUGUUUGUGUUCGUUCUCAUCACGCUGCUCCAGACCAGUUUCACUGACCCCGGUAUCCUGCCUCGAGCCACUCCAGAGGAGGCCGCAGACAUAGAGAGACAGAUUGAUGACACGGGGAACACCAGCUAUCGGCCUCCGCCGCGCACCAAGGAGGUCCUCCUCAACCAGCAGGUGGUCAAGCUCAAGUACUGCUUCACCUGCAAGAUGUUCCGUCCUCCUCGCACGUCCCACUGCAGCCUGUGUGACAACUGUGUGGAGCGUUUCGACCAUCACUGUCCUUGGGUGGGGAACUGUGUCGGAAAGCGCAACUACCGGUUCUUCUACAGCUUCAUCGUGUCCCUGUCUCUCCUGACGGCAUUCAUCUUCGGAUGUGUGACCACACAUCUGGCUUUGAGGGCCAAAGGAGGAAAAGGCCUGAUGUUUGCCCUUCAGGAGAGUCCUGGCAGUGCAGUGGAGUUGGCUAUAUGCUUCUUCUCAGUCUGGUCUAUCUUGGGCCUUUCGGGCUUCCAUACCUACCUUGUUGCUUCCAAUCUGACCACCAAUGAAGACAUCAAAGGCUCCUGGUCGGGGAAGAGUGGAGAAGCUGUAACCAACCCAUACAGUCACAAAAACAUUUUUAUUAACUGUUGUUCAGUUCUCUGUGCGCCCAUGCCACCCAGCUUGAUCGACAGACGAGGCUUCCUGCCCGCGGAUGAGCCGGCCAGGACGAGCGGCGUGGACUUGGAGCUGCCCAAUCCAAACACUAAAAGUGAUAGAAACGUGUGCGUACAGGGACCUAAAGGUCUGCUGGAGUCAGCGGCUCUCACUCCUCUUCUGGCCACCUCGUGUCCUCAGGGGAAACCUCAGACAGCUCUUCCUUUCCCAGAAAGCAUCUCGGCUCUGAACUCCGACCCCUCCCUGGAGCUCUCCCAGAGAUGCGGCGGCACCCACCACAACUCCAAGACCUACGGGAGCACUUCUCCUCCGCUCCCCACCAAGGGUCGCUUGCACAAGCACAAACGAGCCUCUUCACAUUCUCCCAGACCCACCUUUGACGACCACGUUACCCCUUCCUCCCAUGACGGGAACCAUUGCUCCGCUGCCAGGGGCCACCGAGGAACCAAGUUUGCCACACUGCAGUGACUGACUCCGGUCAUAUAUGGGUUCAGAAAGCACAUUAUACACUUAAGCUUUAAAAUGCCACAAGAGCAGAAAUGGAGGCAUGUCUGGGGUCUUAAUGGCUCUUAGGUUAAGAUGACUUACAAGUCAGCUGCAUAUCUAGUAGAAGGGUGGUUCCAUGUGUGGCUAUGUUCAAGGCGUUGCUCAGAGGAGUGACUGAACCUGUUUUGACCUUUGCCCCUUCUAGGACCAACAAACGUGGAUUUAUUUUAAAUGAAUGCAACAAGAGUUAUCUACUGCCAGUAAGAAAUGAACUGCUUACAACCUUUUGAGUGAACCUCACUUCAAAAUGCCUCCACCGUCAUGGCAAUUUCCAGAUAUCUGAAAUUCUUUUUAUGACCAGACAUAUUUUUAAAUCAUGAUAUCGCUAAUUAUCUUCUGUUUUUUUUUUUUUUAGAUGAAAUACCUUUUUGAGACAUCUCCAAUUACAUUCUGACUAGUGUAUACGACAGUAGAUUUACCAUCAAUUUGUAAAGGAGCUUUAAUUCAAGAUAACUAAAAGUAGUCUUUUUAAUUGUUUGACAUCUGAAACAUAUGUUUCAGAUAUGAACAAUUAAAUUAUUACUAGUCCAAAAUUAAAUUUAAGCUGUUUCACUUUUUGUUCUGACCAGUCAUAUUUGUAAUUAAAGAUAUUUUGAAUGACAACAUAAUUCCAGAUAUCUUAAAUGUAGUUUUAGAUAUGUAGAUUUGACUAGUGCAAUUUAAAUUCCAGAUAUUUUGAAAGCAAUUAAUAAUGAGACAAAAAUAAAUAUUUUAAUUAUCUAUAACUAUCAUUUUGACUAGUUAAAAUUCCUUUUAAGAUAUUUCCAAAUGAAUCAGAGAUGUCUUUAUUUGGACAGCUUUUCUAAUUUAGAUAUCUUGAAUUAGCAUUUUUUCCAGUCAAAAUGAUUUUGAAGCAUUUUGACAUUUCAAUAUUACAAUAAAAAAAUGUUGACAGAGGCACGUUUUUCUGUUCAAAGCCAUUUUUAAGUGUAUCAUGUUACUUGGAGGAAAAUAUAGAAAAUUCUUUUCAGAUUUCUGAAACAGUCUUCAAGUUAUCAAUUGUUUUUUUGCGUUUUCCGCAUAUCCUGUAAAUAUUUUUGAACUGAA
Molecule: messenger RNA, 2581 nt
Organism: Gambusia affinis (western mosquitofish)
Lineage: Eukaryota; Metazoa; Chordata; Actinopteri; Cyprinodontiformes; Poeciliidae
Product: palmitoyltransferase ZDHHC18-B-like
Exons: 9
Coding region: 23-1456 (477 amino acids)
Biological process (GO): protein targeting to membrane; peptidyl-L-cysteine S-palmitoylation
Cellular component (GO): Golgi apparatus; endoplasmic reticulum
Molecular function (GO): protein-cysteine S-palmitoyltransferase activity
Source: RefSeq, a predicted model, not a curated record